AGACUGCAGGCGCUACAACAAGCACACAGGCGCUAGGCAGGCUCGCCCUCAAAUAAAUUUACAUGAUGCAUGAUGUUAAUCCGGAAAAGAGUUGUUCUGCUGCUUGUCGUCAUAGCUAUGGGUGUGAUUGCCCUGUUGGUGAGCUCUCAAGUGCACCUGGUGCUUGGUAAGAAAGUGAAGUGGUUAGAGAAUGAGAAUCAAUUUCUCAUCAAAGAGCUGCAACAGUUUACCACAAGUAGUCAGCAACAGAACAUUCACCGUCAAAGAAAGUUGUACAAGUUGAGUGAAGAACAGUUCUCAAUGACUAGAUCUAGUCACUGUGAAACAAUUCAUAUUGCUAUUGUAGCUGUAGGCUACUCCACAAUUAGGAGCGUGGUCAUUCUGGUGAAAUCAAUCCUCUUCUACAGACACAAUGCCCUUCAUUUUCAUUUUGUUUCUGAUGAUAGUGGCAAGUAUGUUUUACAAACUCUAUUUGAAACAUGGAAACUUCCGGCUGUUGAUACUUCCUUUUACGCAGCAGCUAUGGCACAGGAGAAAGUCGCUUGGAUACCAAAUUCACACUACUCUGGAGUGUUUGGGCUCAUGAAACUUACUAUACCUUCACUGUUACCAUUGUCGGUCCAAAAGGUAAUUGUCCUCGACACGGACUUGAUGCUGACAUCUGAUAUACUGUCACUGUGGAGAUAUUUCGAGGUAAUAUUAGCUGAAGUUAAAUUGUUGGGGCUGGUUGAAAAUCAGAGUGAUUGGUACUUCGGCAAUCUGUGGGAGGGACAUAAACCGUGGCCAGCUCUUGGAAGGGGCUUCAACACUGGCGUCAUGCUGUUCAACCUCAAGCAAAUGAGAGCCCACAAUUGGAAUGGCUUGUGGAACACUGUAACAACCAAAACAUUAAUGGAGUAUGAAUUGACUGCCCUUGCUGACCAAGACAUUAUAAACGCAAUCAUACUGGAAGGGCAGAACCUUCACUACGUUUUACCGUGUUUCUGGAAUGCUCAGUUAAGCGAGCAUAGUUUAAGUGAUAACUGUUUCAAUAAUGUUAAUGAGUUUAAACUAGUGCACUGGAACUCGCCUCUCAAGCAAGCAGUCAAGAACAAGUACAGUUCAUACUUCGAGAGUGUGUAUGAGAUGAUAAAGAACCAAAAUGGCUAUCAGUAUAGAGAGGUUCUAUUGAAUUGUGAUCAAAAGUCAGAACAGAUGAAGCCAGUUGCUGCCAGUACAGAUCCAUGCAUUGCGUUCAGAAGUGCCAAUAAAUCACUACUUAGAAUCCAUCCAUUUAUUGUAGGCUACGAAUAUGAACGUAGAGUACAUGAUGUGACACUGGUGACUCAGAUGUCAAUGGACAGACUGCAUAUGCUAGCACCACUGUAUGCACACUGGAAUGGACCUAUCAGUAUCGCUGUGUAUGCUACUGACUCCCAAGUACAAGAAGUAACUGAACAUAUCUCCAGAGUUCUUGUAAACAAUUCAAAACGUCUAGCUCUGCACGUUGUAUUCAAGACAAAUUCACAACUUUAUCCUAUCAACUAUCUACGAAAUGUUGCUCUGAGCAAAGUAGAGACAUCCUAUGUCUUUUUGAGUGACAUUGACUUCAUACCAAUGGACGGAGCUUAUGAGUAUUUGUUGGAGGCAAUUAAAAUUCUUGAAAAGCCGAAACGAUUGUUUGUCAUCCCAGCCUUUGAAACUCAUCUGUAUAGAUUCACUUAUCCUACGAAUAAAAAUGAAGUACUAAAUUUGCUUCAAAAUGGAAGUGUGUCUACAUUCAGGUCACAUGAAUGGAAAAGAGGUCAUGCCCCUACCAAUUACAAGCAUUGGGCAAAAACAGGGACCCCCUACAAAAUCAAAUGGGUAGAUGAUUAUGAGCCGUACGUUGUAGUUCAAUCAAAUGUUACCAAAUACGAUGAACGAUUCGCAGGGUUUGGAUGGAAUAAGGUGUCGCACAUGAUGGAACUGAAUGCACAGGGGUACGAGUUUGUGGUGUUGCCUUCCGUAUUUAUGAUUCACAUGCCUCAUUCUCCAUCUCCUGAUAUCAAUCUCUUCAGGAAGAGCAAGCUCUAUAGAGACUGUGUUCAAGUAAUCAAGACCGAAUUUAAACAAGAGAUUGAUAGACAGAACACUGGUGGAUGUAAAGAAUGCAAUCUCUAGACUCUGUUUGUAUAUCCGGUUAUGCUGACUCAUACGACUUUAUGUUAUGUAAAUUGUACCAUACACAUGAACCAUGGCGUGAUUGGCAUUGAGGUUGUACUAAAUGUC
Halichondria panicea is the source of this 2250-nucleotide messenger RNA. RefSeq names its product xylosyl- and glucuronyltransferase LARGE2s-like. Gene Ontology annotation, biological process: protein O-linked glycosylation via mannose. The record is from RefSeq and is a predicted model, not a curated record. NCBI's taxonomy places the organism in Eukaryota, Metazoa, Porifera, Demospongiae, Suberitida, Halichondriidae. The transcript has a single exon. Bases 70 to 2142 code for a protein of 690 amino acids. Gene Ontology annotation, molecular function: xylosyltransferase activity; glucuronosyltransferase activity.